Molecule: messenger RNA, 567 nt
Organism: Chrysochloris asiatica (Cape golden mole)
Lineage: Eukaryota; Metazoa; Chordata; Mammalia; Afrosoricida; Chrysochloridae
Product: oocyte-specific histone RNA stem-loop-binding protein 2-like
Exons: 6
Coding region: 1-567 (188 amino acids)
Biological process (GO): mRNA transport; mRNA 3'-end processing by stem-loop binding and cleavage
Cellular component (GO): cytoplasm; histone pre-mRNA 3'end processing complex
Molecular function (GO): histone pre-mRNA stem-loop binding; mRNA binding
Source: RefSeq, a predicted model, not a curated record
AUGGUGAGUGUGGGAGUCAACACAGAGCCAUGCCAUGCCAGGUGGGAGAUAGAGACAGAUGAAGUUGUCCUGCAUCGGCGCCAAAAGCAGAUAGAUUAUGGCAAGCGCACACCUGGCUACCGGUGCUUUCUACAGCAGGUCCCCAAGACACAGCGACAGCCAGGCCUUCACCCUCAAACACCAAACAAGAACAGGAGGUACAGCCGUCGGUCCUGGGAUGCCCAGAUCAGGCAGUGGAGAAGAGCCCUACAUUCCUGGGACCCACCCAGCUGCCCUGUGCAGGGCAAGAGAGCUCCAGGGCAGGAAAUGGAAAAUCUCUUUGCUCCAGUGGACUCCACCCCUUUGGAUAACCUUCUGGAUGACUGGCUCCAGGCCCUGGAACCUUCAGAGAAUUGGGAUGGAGACCAGAUACACAAAAUGGAAGGGGAAGGAAAGCGGCAAGAGAAGGCUUCUUAUACUUUUUCAGUGCCUGAGAAAGAGGAGGCCCCUGGUGGAGCUGAACUCCAAGUACAUUCAGAUGUGAUCGUGUGCUCUUCCUUGUGUCCUCCUGAAGUGGGAAUGGAAUAA